UUUUAUUGUUGAAUUCGUCUUUGCUGCUGAGUGGAAAAAGUCUCCCUUGUUUUGGUUUCAGGUUCCUUUGAAAGCUGACAUCCUUCAUCCAUUAGGCAAUUAAAACUUUGAAUUCAUCUGACUAGAAGCUGCUGAAAGGCUCUGUGUGUCUGUGUGUGUGCACGUCAGGUUGUGUGCAGUCAUGGGUGCAGACGCAGGUAAAUUAAUGUAACAGAUGGUUUGAGGUACAUGGCAAGAAAUGAUUGUGAAAGGUCAGAGGACAGAGGCUGACAUUUACUGAGGCAUACGUCUUAUUAUCAGUGAAAAAAACUCACGGGUGCAUGACACGUGCACGUGCACACACACGUAGAGACAGCUGAGAUUGCAGCAGAGCAGCGAGGAUGAGGAGUUUGUCUGCGUGGAAAUCCACAUUCAAUCACACUUGUUUGUUUUGUGUAAGCGUGUGAAGAUGUGCGAGUCCCACCGACUCUCCUCGCUGCACGCGCACGCUUGGCACUGAUCCAACUUCAUUACAACAUGCACUGCCAGGCUGAUUGAGUGAUCAAAGCUAAUCACGUUUAAUCAUAUCUAAUCAUAUGUAAUGACCAAUACUGGCUGCACAGGCAGGACAUCGCUCUCCACUCUCCUGUUCUCCUCCCCUCCUUUUGGCACCCCCCACCACCACCUUGCUAUCUCCAUCUCCUGCCACCUCCCUCUUCCUCCGCUCCCUUCUUUCCCCUCAGUCCAAAACUAGACUGAACACAGAUGGAGGAGAAGAAAAAAGAGGAAAAUAAAAGAGGGAAAAUAAGAAUUUCACAGACAGAUGGACUCUGUCAGAGAAGCCUGGCAGCAGGCACUGCUUGCUGCCCCAUUGGGUUUUUUUUUUUUUUUUUUUCCUAAGACAAGGUGCUCCUCCCUCAGACCUCACCGACAGCCUCUUCUGAACCAUGGUUUACUCCUCUACUUACUCAUUCACGGCCCAGCUUUUAAAAAUGCACCAACUCUAAGCCUUUGUGGUCCCUGCCUUUAAUUUUUCCUCUCUGUGAUUUAAUUCCCCCUGAGAUGUUCAAUCAGACUACAGUUACACGAGUUGCUGAUGCAGGAUGAAGACUGAAACUGGGAGAAUUCAACUGCAAACAAAGUAGAAAAUGAGAUUAAAUAGGAUGCUUUGCUGCGGCUGGCAGCAGCGGUGGACGCCCGCUCUCUGCGAGCGGCCCUGCGAGACAGCAUCCAGGAGCUGCUUCCCAGCACGGAGUGCGUGUGCGUCUACCUGCUGGAGGGAGACUUCAGGCUUUUGUCUGAAGAGCCGCCGCACGAGCUGCCGGAGGAGGGGAAGAUCAGGAGUAUGGUGGACCAGCUGAAACGAUGUCAGUGCGCCGGUUUCCCUCCGUCCGAGUUGCCAGAAAAAUACAGGAUCUGCCUCGCAGCGCCGUUACCGGGACAGAAAAAAGCGGUUGUAAUUCCCAUCUCAGAUCAGGACAAAGUCCUUGCUGUCUUACUGGUGGGCUGCAAGCCUCUGUCUGAACAGGACGAACUGCAUCUGAAUGUGCUGGAGAAACAUGCCUCGGUGGCAUGUGUGCGCAUCCAGUCCAUCCAGGCGUACCAUCAGAGGCCUCCGCUCAGCCCCUCCCUCCUGCAGUCCCACAAUGCUCUGCUGCAACUCAAUGUUUCUGAACAGGACUACUGCGAGCUGGACCACAACAUCCUGCAGCUUUGUGGUGAGCUCUAUGACCUUGAUGCAGCUUCUCUCCAGCUCAAAGUCAUCAAUUAUUUGCAGCAGCAGACGCGGUCACAGUGUUGUUGUUUGCUACUGGUAUCUGAAGAUAACCACCAGUUAUUUUGCCAGGUUGUUGGAGACAAAGUCCUGGAGGAGGAGAUCAGCUUCCCGCUGAUGUUUGGACGGUUUGGUCAAGUUGUUGAAAAGAAAAAGUCAAUUUCUCUUCAGGACAUCAGUGCCGAAGAACGCAGGCAGCUGUCCAGCCUGCUGGGCUGUGAGAUCUCCUCCAUGCUUUGUGUCCCUGUGGUCAGCAGAGCCACUGGUCAUGUGGUGGCGCUAGCAUGCGCCUUUAACAAGCAGGGUGGGCAGAGACACACUGAUUCAGACGAGCACGCCAUCCAGCACUGUUUCUGCUACACCUCAACCGUCCUCACGUCAACUCUAGCCUUUCAGAAGGAACAGAAGCUCAAAGUGGAGUGCCAGGCUCUCCUUCAAGUUGCCAAGAAUCUCUUUACACACUUGGAUGAUGUGUCAGUGCUCUUACAGGAAAUUAUAGUGGAAGCCAGGAACCUCAGCGGUGCAGAGAUUUGUUCAGUGUUUCUGCUGGAUCGACUCAGCCAUGAGUUGGUGGCCAAGGUGUUUGAUGGUGGUGUGGUCAGCGAUGAGGAGAAGGAGUUUCGCAUCCCGGCCGAUCAGGGCAUUGCAGGCCACGUUGCAACCACUGGUCAGAUCCUGAACAUAAAGGACGCUUACUCACAUCCGCUCUUCUACCGGGGUGUGGAUGACAGCACCGGCUUCAGGACCCGCAACAUCCUCUGUUUCCCCAUCAAGGAUGAAAACGACGAGGUGAUUGGUGUAGCUGAGCUGGUGAAUAAAAUGAAUGGGCCUUGGUUCAACCGCUUUGAUGAGGAUCUGGCAACAGCGUUCUCCAUCUACUGUGGCAUCAGCAUCGCACAUUCUCUGCUUUACAAGAGAGUCCAUGAAGCUCAGUUCAGAUCCCACCUGGCCAAUGAAAUGAUGAUGUACCACAUGAAGGUUUCAGAGGAAGAGGUGUCCAAGCUGUUGGUGACUGGAAUCGAUCCUGUGAGGGAGACCCACCCGUGUUUUGCUGAGUUCACGUACACGCCGCGCUCCCUGCCUGACGACACCACACCCAUGUGCAUCCUCAGCAUGUUUGAAGACAUGGGUUUCAUCAACACUUACAAGAUUGACCUGCAGACUCUUGCCAGGUUCUGUCUGAUGGUGAAGAAAGGCUACAGGGACCCUCCCUACCACAACUGGAUGCAUGCCUUCUCUGUCUCACACUUCUGUUACCUGCUCUACAAAAACCUAGGGCUGUCCAACUACCUCCAGGAUAUAGAGAUCUUAGCUCUCUUUGUGUCCUGUAUGUGUCACGACUUGGAUCAUCGUGGCACAAACAAUUCUUUCCAAGUGGCCUCGCAAUCAGUGCUGGCUGCUCUCUACAGCUCAGAGGGAUCUGUGAUGGAGAGACAUCACUUUGCCCAGGCUAUUGCAAUUCUCAACACCCAAGGCUGCAACAUCUUUGAGAAGUUCUCCAGAAAGGACUACCAGCGGAUGCUGGAUUUGAUGAGGGACAUCAUUCUGGCUACAGACCUUGCUCACCACCUUCGCAUUUUCAAGGACCUGCAGAAGAUGGCUGAUGAUGGAUACAAUCCAAAAAGUCGUGCCCAUCAUUCCUUGCUGCUGUGCCUGCUGAUGACCUCCUGUGACCUGUCAGAUCAAACGAAGGGCUGGAAAACCACGCGCAAGAUCGCUGAGCUGAUCUACAAAGAGUUCUUCUCUCAAGGAGAUUUGGAAAAAGCCAUGGGGAACAGGCCCAGUGAGAUGAUGGACAGAGAGAAAGCAUACAUCCCAGAACUACAGAUCAGCUUCAUGGAACACAUUGCCAUGCCCAUCUACAAGCUGCUGUCUGAACUGUUUCCCGGGGCUACUGAACUGUACGAGCGAGUGGCGGCAAAUCGUGAGCAGUGGACCAAAGUGUCCCACAAGUUCACCAUCCGUGGGUUGCCAAGCAACAACAGCCUCGACUUCCUGGACCAGGAGUACGAGCUGCUUCAGUCCCAAGGCGCUUUCGGGAGCGACGAUCACUGCCUCAACGGUUGCCUUGACGAAAUAGAGGAAGGGAGGGGCCAGUGACGCGCCUGACAAUGUUCCCUGGAAGUUUUCUGUGGUCCAACGAAGAGGCAAACGACACCUUUUUAGCGGCCAAGCGGGGACUUGUCUCUCUGCUGUUAUCCGGUUUGAUGCUCAGUCGGUGUUUCAAACUAACUGCAUCAGACGGGGGGAUCUGAAGCUGAGUAGAUUCAUCUGAGUGGGUUCACUGAUUAGAUGUUACAUCUCGCUUUGUCAUCCAGCGGACGAGAGUAGAAAUGGUGACUUUUAAUCAUUUUCCACUAAGGUUUUGACCACUAGUAAGUUUAUUUAUUCAGUACUGAUCUUGAUUGUAAAAACACAGAUUGACACACAUAUGCACACGCUCUUUAGACAGUUGGAGGCAAACAUUCACCUUUACCGCUUCUUCAACGUAAGAGUGAGAAAAAUGUUCUGUAAAUUGUUUCAUAAUAGCUUCAAAUAAAGAAAAUGGCUCAGCUUUUCCAGCUGCAGAUGCCAUAGUUUUCACCUGAUGCAUAACAAUACAUGAUGUGUGUGUGUGGACGUCUCGUGUGUUGUUUUUUUCUUUCUUUUGUGUUGAUUUUUUUUCCAUGGUUAGCAUGUUUUGUGUUUCACUCAUGUUGUCUUUUAUUCAUUCAUCACAAUUAAGUUAUUUAAUUUACUUAAAGACCCACUCCGAUCAU
Molecule: messenger RNA, 4512 nt
Organism: Oryzias melastigma (Indian medaka)
Lineage: Eukaryota; Metazoa; Chordata; Actinopteri; Beloniformes; Adrianichthyidae
Gene: pde2a
Product: cGMP-dependent 3',5'-cyclic phosphodiesterase
Biological process (GO): negative regulation of receptor guanylyl cyclase signaling pathway; positive regulation of gene expression; regulation of mitochondrion organization
Cellular component (GO): cytosol; mitochondrial matrix; synaptic membrane
Molecular function (GO): 3',5'-cGMP-stimulated cyclic-nucleotide phosphodiesterase activity; 3',5'-cyclic-GMP phosphodiesterase activity; protein homodimerization activity
Source: RefSeq, a predicted model, not a curated record